GAGCCAGCUGUAAAUAUGAGUUAUUGGCAAGAUGCUUGACUCGAUGUGUCUCCUUUUAAUUCAAACACAAUGUGUUCUUGAACAUAAUGUGAGUUGGCAGCAGAGCUGAGCUCGGCGUACGUGACUCACGGAUGUCGACGGUGUUAAUUAUUGGAGUUAUAAAAGAGAAAUUAAAGUUAAAUUCAAUCUUCUGUUGGAUUAAAGGUAGAGACGUUGAAGGAAAUCCCCCAAACAAAUACAAAUAUCUUCUAUUGCUUCAUUAUAACUUUCUAUUGCACAUUGUGUGUGUUUUUUUUACGAUGUCAGGACUCUGCAUUUUGCUCAGUAAGGAGUUAUUGAUGAAAAACGACUACUGUCGUACAAAGGUCGGGGAAUUGGAACCCAUCAGCAGAUAAUCAUGGCGGGGCGACUUCAUGAACUCGAUACAAACCGUGUGGACAAAAAUGUGUGGCUUGAAUUCACACAACUGGCAGCCGACUACAAAGCAGUGAAUCUCGGACAGGGGUUCCCAGACUUCUCCCCUCCCAAAUUUGCCCGGGAGGCUUUUUGUAAAGCUGUGAGUGGAGGACACCAAAUGCACCAGUACACCCGGCCUUUUGGCCAUCCUCCUCUCGUACACAUCCUGGCUAAAUUCUUCGGGAGGAUAGUGGGACAUGAGAUCGAUCCUUUAGAAGGCGUGCUGGUCACAGUCGGAGCUUAUCAGGCUCUCUUCUGUGCAUUUCAAGCUCUGGUUGAUGAAGGGGAUGAGGUCAUAAUUGUUGAGCCGUUCUUUGACUGCUACCAGCCGAUGGUGAAGAUGGCCGGAGGAAAGCCAGUGUAUGUACCUCUGAGGCCGAAAGUCGGGGGAAGUGCCGUCCUGUCCAGUGGAGACUGGGUUCUUUCUGCUGAGGAGCUGGCCAGUAAGUUCACUCCACGCACAAAAGCCAUCGUCAUCAACACUCCCAACAACCCCCUGGGCAAGGUUUACAAGACCGAGGAGCUCCAGGUGAUCGCUGAUCUGUGCAUCAAACACGACGUGCUGUGCAUCAGCGACGAGGUGUACGAGUGGCUGACCUAUGAUGGGAACAAGCACGUGAAGAUCGCCAGCCUUCCUGGCAUGUGGGAGCGGACCGUCACCAUCGGCAGUGCAGGGAAGACCUUCAGCUCCACCGGCUGGAAGGUUGGCUGGGCGAUCAGCUCCGAGCUAAUCAUCAAACGUCUGAAAGCAAAGCACCAGAUGUCUGUGUUUGAUUGUGCAACCGCUGCUCAGGAGGCAGUAGCGCGUGGGUUUGAGAGAGAGUACGAGCUGUUUGGGACUCCGGAGAGCUACUUCCAGCAGCUGCCUGCCAUGUUGCACCAGAAGAGAGAGAGACUGGCCUCCUGCCUGGGGAGCGCGGGGCUGCAGCCCGCCAUGCCGGAGGGAGGCUACUUCAUGAUCGUUGACAUCUCGUCUGUCACGGUGGACUUCAGUGACUCCAUGAUCCCUGAUGAUGAACCACAUGACUUCAGAUUUGUUAAAUGGCUAAUUAAAGAAAAGGGUUUAGCAACAAUUCCUGUCUCUGCUUUCUACAGCCCAGAGCACAGAAAGGACUUUGACAAAUAUAUCAGAUUCUGCUUCAUCAAGGUCAACAAAAUCUUAAUUUCAAUCAAGUAUUCUCCUAUUUUCAUUGUCGUCUCUGUCAUUACGUCCUUCAGUCACUCAAAUUCACUUCUUUUUGUCUAAAAGGAGGACUCCACUCUGAAUGCAGCUGAGGACAUCUUGAGAACAUUUAGUCAAAGACAAUAAAGCACACUGUCAUAUAUCAAUUGUCCAUCUGUGCCAUAACUAUUAUUUUUCAAGCAGUUGUCUUGUAUCCAAGUAUUUUAAAGGUUUAAUAAAGCUUUCAUUAAAUAAAAACACUUUACUCUGUCCCCGAGCCUUAUUGGCAUAAAGGGAUAUGUGACUUCUUGUGUUAUGAAGAGCAGAAGCCUUUGAAACCAGGCCCCUUUACACAAAAAAACGUAAUUUUAUUAAACAACCUAAAGAACAUUUAAAGAGACAAUAAAUGCCGAAUUCCUUGUGGGCAAAAACAAUUUUCAGCAAUAAAUAAAUCCCACUCGAUA
This is a messenger RNA of Pseudoliparis swirei, 2082 nucleotides long. RefSeq names its product kynurenine--oxoglutarate transaminase 1-like. Bases 398 to 1702 code for a protein of 434 amino acids. The transcript has 12 exons. Gene Ontology annotation, biological process: biosynthetic process. The record is from RefSeq and is a predicted model, not a curated record. Gene Ontology annotation, cellular component: mitochondrion; cytoplasm. NCBI's taxonomy places the organism in Eukaryota, Metazoa, Chordata, Actinopteri, Perciformes, Liparidae. Gene Ontology annotation, molecular function: pyridoxal phosphate binding; L-kynurenine:2-oxoglutarate transaminase activity.